AUGCAUUUUGCUGAUGUUGAUGAUGAUGAUGAUGAUGAUGAUGGUGUUGUCGUUGUUGAUUUGGUGGUUGUAGUCCUCAUCUCAUUGUUUCUCCGUCCCACUCACUCCCGAAAUACCCGCCACCCAAUAUUUGUGUCUGCAUGUGUGUCUGUGUGUGUCAUGCAUGUCCUUUUAUCUUUGUCUACUCUUAGUUUGGCUAAGGCUUUAGUUGGUUACUCAAUAUGGGCAAUGGUUGUCACAGUUGAUAGUGUUAGUAACAUUACUGCUGGCUUAAGUUCAAGAAGCUUGAGACUUUUUUGGGUGAACAGUUAUUUUUUACUGUUACUGAAAGGUUUUUUUUGCAGACAAGUAUCAAGUAGCUUGACGGCUCCGCCGUCGGCUACGGUAAUCGAGGCAAAUGGCAAAUUGCUUUUACCAGCAGGUAUCGAUGUGCAUACUCAUUUCUCAGCACCAAAUUGCGUCGACAAUUUCGAAGUAGGAUCUAAAGCAGCACUUGCUGGUGGAACUGCUACGGUUGUUGACGCAGUUCUACCUACUGAAGGAGAGUCGUUACUGUCGGCUUAUGAUCGUGUACGAAAGGCAGGAGAGGCUCAAUCACUUUGCAAUUUCGCACUAAGCGUUGUAAUUGUAAAGUGGGACGAUUCUGUAAAGAAAGAGAUGAGCAGAUUGGUCAAGGAUAAAGGUGUAAAUAGUUUUAUAAUCGAUAUUCAUUCAGAUGAUGGCCUUUAUCAGGCUUUUGAACAUUGUAAGACUCUUGGAGUUCUUGCGCGUAUUUUCCCAGAGAACAAAAACAUUGUCUCGCUGCUCGAGAAGAAAAUGCUCGCUCUUGGAGUCACUGGACCCGAAGGCUACUUGCAAGCGAGACCCGAAAUGUUAGAAGCAGAAUAUAUCGACCGAGCUUCGAUCUUAGCUCAGCUGACUAACUGCCCCUUAUCUGUCGUUGGUCUAUCAUCAAUUGAGGCCCGCAAUGCAGUAAUGCGUUCGCGCUCGAAUUCUCUCUUAUUCCCAGAAGUUGCUGUGGCUGCUUUAGCUUCUGAUGGUACUCAUUACUUUAAUAAAUGUAUCCAACAUGCGUCUGCUCAUCUUACUAAGUCUCCACUGCGUUUGGAUCCAAGAACCUCUUCACUUCUUGUGGACUGUUUUGCGAGUUGCCCGUUGUGUGUUUGCGUGUCAGAUCAUUGCGGCCAUCGUGAGCGGGGGUCUGGAGAUUUUACUCAUCUUGCACUUGGUGUGGCUGCUGUGGAGGAACGCAUGUGUGUCUUGUGGGAAAAGGCAGUUUAUUCUGGGCGUAUCGACCCAAUGAGAUUCGUUGCUAUAACUAGCAGUAAUGCCGCGAAAAUGUUCAAUCUCUACCCGAAGAAGGGCAGAAUUGCUGUUGGGGCAGAUGCUGAUCUUGUUGUUUGGGACCCGAACAUGAAACGAAAGUUCUCAGCAAAAACGCAGCAGUCACGAAGUGAAUUUUCUAUAUUCGAGUCACAGUCGGUGCAUGCUGGUCCUGUUACUACAAUAUGUGCUGGACGUGUAGCAUUUAAUUCCGGCAAAGUAUGCUUCAUGGAAUUUAGUUUAGUGUUCUUUUUUUUCUUUUUGCUUAAUUUAAAAAUUGCUAUGAAUACAAUUUUUAAAGCACGAUACGGAACAUGGCAGUUUCAUUGCACUAACACCACAUUCGCCUUACAUUUAACAUCUGCUGAAAAAGUUGACCGUGGUGACCAGUCUAAUGGGUCUUCUCGAUCACGAGACUCACCAGCGACCAAUGUCUCGAUGGGUCGUAAUCAGUUUGAAUCGUCGUUUUCUCCUUCAGGAUCUCAUAUGGAAGAUGGUCGAGGAGUGCGAGUCUCGACAAAAAUAAUCAAUCCUCCUGGUGGACGUUCUACUGGAUUUUGUGCUGUGGGUGCCGAUCUAGAACUUCCAAAAAACAUCGAAAAGACGGUGGAUGCUAAAGGUUGCUAUGUUAUGCCAGGCGGUAUUGAUCCGCAUACGCAUUUGCAAGCACCGUUUAUGGGUCAAGUUUCUUGCGACGACUUUAACAUUGGAUCACAGGCUGCAUUGGCAGGAGGCACAACUAUGGUACUGCUGAAACUAAAUUAUUUCACAUUUUUUCUAUUGAUCUGCGGUUGAUA
This is a messenger RNA of Enterobius vermicularis (human pinworm), 2120 nucleotides long. The record is from the annotation of a GenBank genome assembly. Lineage: Eukaryota; Metazoa; Nematoda; Chromadorea; Rhabditida; Oxyuridae.